This is a messenger RNA of Mya arenaria, 8187 nucleotides long. Its product is annotated as pleckstrin homology domain-containing family M member 2-like. Gene Ontology annotation, cellular component: endosome membrane. Bases 102 to 3680 code for a protein of 1192 amino acids. The transcript is spliced from 19 exons. Gene Ontology annotation, molecular function: kinesin binding. The record is from RefSeq and is a predicted model, not a curated record. Gene Ontology annotation, biological process: positive regulation of membrane tubulation; Golgi organization; lysosome localization. NCBI's taxonomy places the organism in Eukaryota, Metazoa, Mollusca, Bivalvia, Myida, Myidae.
CAAUCCUAUGACUCAGUCCAGUUAAAACGAAACUGGUCCUGUGACCAGGAAAAUGAAAUGUCAAAAAGCUUUUGUGCAUUUAAUUAGCGAGAGAGUCAAACAUGAACUUUGUGUACGGCCGGUCUACAGUUGCAAUGGACACAGUGAACGAUCGGAUGAGGCUCAAGGACAAGAUCAUCGCAAAUGUGGCCAAGGCAGUAAAAAGUAUUCAGGAGUUGCACGUGUUGUCAAGCUCAGGGACGGUGAGACUGGGAAACUACGACUGGCAAUGUCACCGCCUGUGCGAACAUCUUGACCAUACACUAUUACAUGGACUGCGUCAUGUCACACCAGGCUACUGGAAGAUAGUGUCAGAGUUCACCCACAAAGAUUGCGUGAAACAGAUCAGACGCAUGAGGAAUGUUACAACAGACCUCGGCAGAGGUCGAUCAUGGUUGCUGAUGGCCCUAAAUGAAUGUCUACUGGAGAGCUACUUGCGCUGUUACCAGUUUAACCACAGUCUGGUUGAGGACUUCUAUGUAAGGGAUGCUCUUGUGCGGGACCAGGAUAGGUUCAAUGUUUUGCUGACGUUGAUAUCCGGUUUAGAAAAUACGGAGUUUUAUCUGGACUGUGAUGUUCCGUACCUGGACUUGUGCAUCUACCCACCAAAGAGUAGCCAAACGACGAACGUGGAGGCAACAGUAGACUUUGACCGGCUGUCCAUCUGCAGCAUGGAAAGCGUCCACCUGCCCACUCGGCCUCUGCCUCAGACUAAGCUGUCAAGGAAAAUAACAACUGUGUUUGAGGAUGGGGUUGGAUCCAUGUAUCGUCCCUCGUCAGACCGGGACUCUGCAAGUAUGGGCAGUGCAGAGCUGGGCACCGGUAUGCGGGAAUCCCCAUCCCUUGAUAGCGGGAUCCACUCUGACAUUAACUACCGUCAACGCAGUAUCACUCCAAUAAACAGCCUAAAUGUCUCUACUGUCAGUGAUGAAGUUGACUCUACACUUGGUGAUAAUCUUGAAGUCAUACACAUAAGCAAGAAAGGAAAGUCUCAUAAAAGUAAGAAGAAACGCAAAAAGUUUGUUUCUGUGUCGAGUAUAUCAGAACCUGAUGUAGGAGAUCAUUAUGACUCCAACGAUGGCCCUGUAAUUGAGAUACCUCCAAUAGAUGGUUUAAAACUCUCUAGUGCAAUAAUGAACAGUCGAAAUAACAAUGAUGAAGACAUUGUAGAUGUUGAAGCUAAUAAUCCAGGGAAAAGAAUCCCUGGUGAUGGUAGUGAACAUUUAAAUGAUGCUUCAAUUAACAAUAAAUCUGCUACACCAGUAACUACUCAUUAUGUUCAAGAUGGUGUCGUCACUGUUGAAGAUGAUAUUUACCAUGAAGAUGCUGGUGAUAUUAAUCAAGAAUAUGUUGAUGAUUAUAAUACACUUAAUGGGAAACAUGAUAAUAUUGAUAUUAGUGUAAAAAAUAUAAGUGAUUCUAGUGCUGUAGAUAAAUAUAAAGAGACAGAACAGGUUUCAAGUAGUUUUCUUGAUCAGUUAAAUGCAAAGGUGCAAACAAUCAUUGAAACAGGUAAACAGAUAGAAACAGAGGAGCAGAAGGAGGAACAAGGGUUACAUGACAGGGAAACUGAAGCCCAGUUUCAUACUUCCAAUGAGAAUAUAAGAGAAUGCAAAAAUACAUUUGAGGAUACAGUUAAAACAAGAAGUGACAUUUUACCAGAUAAUGUGCCAAAUACUAGUAGUCCUGAGCUAGUUUCAGAAAUACCAAGUAUAUAUAGUAAAAAGUCUGACUCAGAUUUGAGUGACAAUGAUGAGGAUGAAUUGAGCCUGUCUAUUAGUUCACACAAGUCAAAUAUUGAAGGUAGUAAGCAACAGUGUGCCAAAUCAGAGAGAAAUACACCAGUGUCAAUGUCUAAAGACAUGAACAUCACACAAAGACGUCGGAGUACCCCUGCAUUUAGUGGUCAUAGUAUGGAAAGGUCACAAAGCAGAGGUGUUGCUUUUCAUUUUUCAUCUGAAAUUGAUUCAACCAAUAGAAAAACUCCAGACAGUUUGUCAACCAAUCAGAAAAGAAGCAAAUCUGUGAUGUCAUGCUCUUCAAUUUCUGAAAGUGAGGAGGAGAGUUUGAAUCUGACUAAUCAGAAGCCAGCUUCCAGACCACUGAGCGGAGACUCAACCAAUGGGAGCAUAGCUUCCAGAAAUUCACCCAAUCCUCUACCAGGAAAUGACACUGGUAGUCUGCAUUCAACUACUGGAAGAUCAAGCUCAGAUUUGGAAGGUUCUUGUCAUCAGCAGCAGGUGUUGCAGGCUAAGGUAGAGGAGUUGAUUGUGCAGCGUAAACUGAACCAGUACACACACUUGACAUUUGGGGAGGAGGAGAUGGACAUGAAUGACCGAACAUCUCCCCUAGCCAGCUUCGUAAGACCUCGCAGUGCUAGUCUGCAGCCAGGAGAAGUAGAACUUGACAACAACACGACGCUGUACUUGAUGUUGGAUGUGCUGGACAGUGAGGAGGAAGAAACCAUUGUCAAGAUGUUCACUUGCCACGAGGGUCACACAGAGGGGAAAUUACAGACAGUAUAUGUCCUGGUGACAAACAGCUCCCUCUAUAUUCUGCGGCGACAUGACGGCAAGAAAAAGUUCACAACACAAGUCUCAAUUUCCUUCCUCGACAUAGACUUUGUCUCAAUUGGAAGUAGCAGCCAGGUCCUGUUCAUAGCAUGUAAGAACAAACGACAACAGUACCGACUCACACCCGGGGAUGAGAGAAUCACUAUUGGCAUAGUGGACUGCCUGGCAGACAGCAUGGAAAAGUGUGAUUUCCGGCCUGGUAGAUUGGAGGUUGACCCCAGUAACACCAUACAGAAGGUCUCACUACAGAAGUAUAUCACAGCAGAGUGCAAGUGUGAGGCAUCAGAGGCGGAGGUUGUGUGUUAUUCGCUGGUGCACUGGGAGGACCCGCGAUCUCAUGUGGCUUCGUGUGAGUGGGACAGGGAUGGCAUGGUUUUUUACAAGUCAAACGAGACUCUCAACAUGUUCAAACAACCAACAUGGAAGCACGGAUAUGCUGUCCUCAAGGAUGGUAUGCUGUGCCUGUACCACAGUCGGGAGGACAACAAACCAGCCCACUUUCUAAGUCUGAGCGAGGGCCAGUGUGUUGGGUGUAAGAGGGACUUCAACAAUGACCGUAACAACGUAGUGAAGAUUAUCCUACAGGACGGCACUCACUGGAGCUUGGCACUGGAGACGGAGCCUGAGGCCAACAACUGGCUCCAGUGUCUCUGUCAGGCUGUGUCUGAGGGACUGAAGAUGAAGUGCAGUAGAGCAUCAUGCAUACCAUGCUGUAUGGUUGUGUCCAAGUUCAAACUUCUAGUGUGUCACGAGGAUCUGGAGACAAACUUUAUGCGCACCCUUGGGUCUGCUAACCUGCAUGAUGUAUCUGCGCUUCUCACUGAUGAGUUCAACAAGAGCUACAUAGUACUGGUGUUCCAGUCGGACGAGGGUAAGAUGGACAAUGACAAGUGGGUCGUUUACUUCAACUGUGAACAUGAGUGUGAACGCUUUACAAAAGCCCUCUCAGACUGCUGGUACACACACUACCAGGUGGCAGUUCCAGAGCUCCCUGUAGAUGAUUUCAGCUUGCAAAAGAAGUGUUCAGACAUGGCCCAGCACCUCAGACAGACCCACCCCAUACCCUAGGCAGGCACCAUCUGCUGUUAAACUGUCAAAAGCUUCCAGUUGUUUGUGUGCACUAUUAUAUAUAACAAGUUACAUUAGCCAUACAAGCAAGAUAACUUCACAUUAAAAAAAAUGAUAUAAAAGAAGAAAUAAACCUUGUAUUUCCUAAUUAAAAGACUACAAAACAGUACUAAUGUUUUGAAAGGGAAUAUAUAAUAGAUAUAAGCAUUAAUAUGUUUAAAUUGCAUUACCGUGGUAUAUUUUUGUGUGGACAUUCAGAAAUAAGGUUGUCAGUAUAUGGUUCGAAAUCAUUUCAUGUUUAAGUAAACUUCAUCAGUGCAAUCCUUAUGGUGCUGGUGUAUUCUGUCUGUUGUAUUUUAAAAGUGCUUAUCACCAGAGAUUACAAAAGAGCUUAUGGCUACAUCAUUUUAAAAAAAUAUCAGGUAAAAGCCACGGUCUUUGAUCUUCCCAAGCAUUUAGUUUGACAGGAACUAUUACAUUUGAAAAAAACCCAGCAAGAGUAAACUCUUCCCAAGCUUUCUUCUACCAUUAGUCUAAUUCAGGCCGAGUAGAGACUUGUAAUACAAUAUUUACACCUGAACUUCCAUUCCUUAAAUGAACUGCCUUUCAGCAAUUGCAGUUAUCAUCCAAUGAACGCACCAUCUUUGGAUAUGUUCGGAUCACAAAUCAUCGCAUAACAAUAUACAUGGAAAGUGUUGUGUCAGCAGGUCCUGUAAAAAUUAAAUCAACAUUUAAGAAAGUGUUAGUUUAUGAUAUCUUCAAUGUAUUAUUGACAUUUGUGUUUCAAUUUUAUGUUUAAAACUGAUUUUAAUUGGUUGAUAUUUUCCAGCGUCAUUAUGGCGUCAUUAGAUAUAAACUGUUUCCAGUUAUAGUCGGGUCGUUCUAUUUACAAGAUGGGUGAGAAAAAGUUACUUUAAGGUUUUCUUAAAUAGAAUGAAGUAUUUUUUCAACAAUUCAAAUAAAAUAAUGAGCUAUUGGUGCAAAUAUAAGUAAUAAAAUUGCAGGAUUGAUGUCAUUAUUUGGGAUAUGAACGCAAUUGGGCUAGUCAAAGUACAUGUUCACACCCCAAUAAUGACAUCAAUUCAAUGGCAUAAAUGUUUACUGUCCAAGCAAAGGAAUAAAGCUGGUAGAAGUUUAAGAGAUGACACUUGUGGAUUUCAUUUCUGUAUGAAUAAGUCAAAUUGAAACCUGACAUUGUUGUCUGAAUAUGCGGUUUGUUCCUAAGGCUUGGGAUUAUCCGGAAUCCAGAUUUUCUGGAAAUGUAUGGCUAGUCGAGCCAGUCACUUUUUAAACUUCUUUUCCAAAUACUAUAAAAACACCUUAAAUAUAUUUUAAUUCAUAUGUUCAGGUAUCCUUUAUUAGUGUGGUGAAGCUCUUCUAACAUUUCCAUUUUUGUAUUACAUACCAGUAUAUUUUAACAUGGUUGUAUAUGUUGUAAUUAUGUGUGGGUUUGUGCAAUAACCACGUUGAGCUUCAAAUUGUAGCUGUUGUGCUUUUAUGCAGCUUUUUGCUAAAUUUCUUUUCUGUAUUGAUGACAGAAUUUGUUAUAUACAAAACAUUUAUUUAUUCUUUGGAGUAUGAAUGUGUUAGUACCUCUACAUAGUUUGUUUUAUACCCCAACAAAUGAAGUUUGAAGGGGGAAUAUUGGAGUCACCCAGUGGUCGGUUGGUCCUUUGCAAUUUUUCAUGUUUGGAGCAUAACUUGAAAACUAAUGGAUAUAAUUGGAUUAAACUUCAUACAAAGAUAGAACAUAUUGAGUGGAAGUUAGGUGUUCAGUAACCAUAACUCGGUUUUAGCUAAUUACAGAGUUAUUUCCCUUUGAUAACCAGAUUUUCUCAAAGUAAAACCUGGUUAUUAGAAUUAAAGACUUUGUUGUUCAGGCAGUUGGCAUUAAACUUACUUAGGGUAUCAAAUGAUUUUAGUUUGGUUUGACAUAAAGUAACCAGACUUGGUAUAUAGCAACAGUUUAUUGAGGCCUUUUUUGUGCUUGUGUUUAGAGACUUAGGGUCACGGUCACUGUUGCUAAAAAAUAGAAAAAUUGUUGGUUGAAAUAGUGUGACCAAACUUGGUUUGUUGGAAGAGUUUAAGGAGAUGUUCAUAGAAUUACAUUUAGUGGCAAAGGGUUAAGGUCAAGAUCACUGUUUUUAAAAAUAGAAAACAGUUGAAACUGAAUCUCACAACAAAGGCUGAAGUUCUUCAGUCAAUUAUUGAAAACCUGGUUUGGUCCCGUUGUGGCUUUUGUUACUUUUUCUUGUCCUGAUCAUAACUUGAAAACUACCAGAAAAAGCACAACAAGAGCAACUGUAGUGUAUAUGAACCAUAACUCUUUAACUUUAAGCAAAUUAAAGAGGUUUUUUUCUUGAAAACUGUUGGAUGGGAUUUCAAUCAAUAUCAUGUCAUUGAAAAGCUCAGUAAAUGGGAGUGCAGUGUACAAGAACCAUAACUUUGUUUUAGCAAAUUACACAGUUUAAUGCCCUUUUUGGUUGUCAAAAUUUUGUCUCGACAAUAACUGGAGGAAAUUUUUUGAAACUCCAUACAAUGGUAAAGCUAAGUGACAGGAAGUGCAGUGUACAAGAAUGUAACUGUAUUUUAGCUAAUUAUAGCCUUUCUACCCUUUUCUACACCGGAGCAUAGAUUUUAGAUUACUAGAUUUAAAACUUCAUACAAUGGUAAAGCACAAUGUAAGGCAGGUCAUUGUAUGAGAACCAUAACUCUGUCUAGCCCUUUGUUACUGUUUCUUGUGAUAGCAGUUUGAAUAAACUUCCAAGAUCCAAGUUGGUGAGAUGAAUGCAUGCAGUUUAAGCAAAGGAUGUUUGAUUGUAAUUCAUGAAGAUUUCUUGUGCUUCUUUGUUUAUUUCUCUGCAACCCAAAUUUUGUCCCUCAGCAUAACUGAAAGACAUAUGAAAAAUUGCAAUGUAAGCCUGUUCACUGCAUAAGAUAAAAAUCAAUCAUUUAAAAAAUGAACAAAGAAAAAAACACCCUCCCCUUGUCAUUUUAAGGUUGUAUUUCUAAAUAAUUAACUGCCAUGUCCUUUCAAAGAGACAAUUGGAAGUAUUAAUAAUAGCAUCCUGUGAUUUCUGUAGUUGAUUUUGUUAUUGGGUCUUGAAUCUUGAUGGUUUGAUAUGAUAAUAUGAAUAUAUCUUUCAUGACGCUUUUGUAAUGGCAGUUAUCAAACAUUUGCAGAUAGCAAUCUUGUCAUUUGUUUUUUUCCCUGAAAGUCGGCAUAAUAGAAUGGCAUCAUCUGACCAUCCCGCUUGUUCGAACUGUAACAUUAUCUUAACCUCUAAGGUCAAGAUCACACUUAGUGUUUGUUUAAAAUGGAAUGCUGCAUUUGAGGACAUUGAGUAUAGGUGGUCAUGUCCAGGCUGUUACUUUCUUUUGUAUGCACAGUUUUGAAAAUAACUUGUCACAUGGGAUUGUGUGUGAAAUAAUAAAACAAGGUUUAUUAGCACAACUGGUGUCCCUACCUUUAAGUUGAAGGUCACACUUAGUGUUUUUUACUAUGGAAUGCUGCAUAUAAGGACAUAGAUGAUAGAGUACAGGUGCCUAUGUCCGGGCGGUAACUUUCUCUAUUAUGGAUAGAUUUAAAAAUAGCUUGGAUAGAUUUAAAAAUAACUUGCACAUGUUUUGACAUAAUAAGACAAGGUUUAUGAGCACGACCCAUGUUCACACCAUUAAGUUCAAGGUCACACAAAAUGCUUGUUUACUUUGGAAUUUUGCAUAUAAGGACAUAAUGUACAAGUGGUUGUUUCUGGGCUGUAACUUUCUCUGGUAUGGAUAUAUUUUAGAGUAACUUGCGGCAUGUGUUUGACAUCAAGAUGACGUGUUUCAUGCAAGACCCAUGUCCCUAACCCUACGUUCAGUCCAUCUUUGCCUCCAGCUCAAUUCCCUUCUUUAUCCGUACAUUUCAUUGCAAUUUUUUUCCCUUUCUAAAUGACCCUUGAAUCACACUCUAGUACUGCUUUGGGGGAAUUCAUCACUUACAGUGAUGGCUCUUGUCAUAUUAUUUAUUUGGAUUUUAUUAGUUUUAAAUCCUUUCUAUUUCUAAAUUCAAGUCAGAUUUGUUACUAAAACAUUGAACAAAAAACAUUAAUUCUUUGCAUGAUGGAUGCAGCUAUGUUUCAUUGCUUACCUGGCCUAAGGUGUCAUUGUUAAAACACACACUAUUCUAAACUUUUAGCUUUUUCAAAUAAUUUUACAACUCAUUUAUUCUCAAAUGUUCUUAGGCUGCUUAGGCUGUAUUAUGUCCCCUGGAUUGUCACAGAUUAACAAGAGUUCUUUUCCAUUUUAUAACUGUACAUGAGUGUUAUGUUGUCUACAUGAUGUUGUGUAAAAUAAACAAAAACAAGUGUCAUAUGAUAAUACAUAUUUAUCUGAAUGAAUUGACAAUGAUUUCACACUCAUAUUAUUAUACUAUUAAUUUCAUCGAGUUUAUAUGUGCAAUAUUCUAAUGAUAUUGUUUAUGGCUUUGUUCAUAAGUAAUCUAAUAAAAUAUAAAAAAAGGAGG